Molecule: messenger RNA, 638 nt
Organism: Neopsephotus bourkii (Bourke's parrot)
Lineage: Eukaryota; Metazoa; Chordata; Aves; Psittaciformes; Psittacidae
Gene: MAST4
Product: microtubule associated serine/threonine kinase family member 4
Exons: 3
Source: RefSeq, a predicted model, not a curated record
CGCCGGGGAGCGCGGUGGCCGGCCAGGCUCGGCCGGUACUGCCGCCGCCGCGCCGUUCCGCCCUGCGGGGCGGAGAGGCCACGGCUGCCGACUGUGGGGCAUGUGGCCGGCGCGGCUCUGAGCCUCCGGCUAUGGCGGAGAAAGUUUCGUCGGCUCCGGAGCGACCGCGGGGCGCCGGACACGUCGGCUCCUCUUGCUCCAGCUCCUCCUCCGGCUCGGAAACUCUCUCCGAGGAGGGAGAGCUCGGCGCCUGCCGGGCGGCGGCGACGGGGCGGCGGCGGCGGCUCCCGGGCGAGGAGCGGGCGAGCUGCGGCGGGCGGGCGGAGGAGGAGGAUGCCUCGUUAGAGGAGCGGGAUGAAGAGCCUGAUCACAUCCUGUCACCUCCGCCUGUGCCUUCUCAGAAAUCCAGCAGUCCUGAAGCCUUCUCUAGUCCUGAAAAGUCUGAUACAUCUAAGAAACAGCUGAGUGAAGAUGGGAGAAAUCUCAGAAGGGGAAGCCUUGGAGGAGCUCUAACUGGCAAGUAUCUGCUUCCCAGCUCAACAGGGCAGCAGCAAUGGAAACUUGCGGAUAUGUCCAAUCUUGUUCGCCUGCACUACCAAACACUUGGGAAGUCAGCACCUUCCCUUACUGCUAAUUUG